Molecule: messenger RNA, 1327 nt
Organism: Danaus plexippus (monarch butterfly)
Lineage: Eukaryota; Metazoa; Arthropoda; Insecta; Lepidoptera; Nymphalidae
Gene: pn
Product: exopolyphosphatase PRUNE1
Exons: 7
Coding region: 169-1314 (381 amino acids)
Cellular component (GO): cytoplasm
Molecular function (GO): exopolyphosphatase activity
Source: RefSeq, a predicted model, not a curated record
UUUUAACACUAAUAACGUUUGGUUUGAAAUGUAAUAAAUUAUAAUAUGUGUUUUUAGGUCAUAUUUAAAAAAAAACAACAGGAACAAAAUGUGUUUUUAUAUUAACAAUUACGAUAUUUUAUUGAACUUUACAUAAAACUAAGUAACUUCAACAAAACAACAAUUAUAAUGGAAGAAUACUUAACGACGACGAUCACCAAAUUGAAAGCCAACAAUUACAAUGAGUUGACCCUAGUUCUUGGCAACGAGAGUUGUGACCUGGACUCUGCUGUGAGUGCUCUGGUGUACGCCGCGUUCCUUCACUGGCAGUACUCCCAAAUAAAAUGUAAAGCUUGCACCAGAAAAUACAGAGACGAAAGCUACAAGGACGAUAUCUUCGUACCCAUCCUCGACGUGGAGAGAAAUGAUUAUCCUAUAAAGACGGAUGUGGUGUAUUGUUUGAAGAAACACGGCAUCGAUGAAACAAAUCUGAUAUUCAGAGACGACAUUGACAUCCGUCAGUUAGUGACGAAGAGUAAGAUGAGUGUGGUGCUGACCGACCACCACUUCCUGUCGCGGAGGUACGACUUCCUGUCGCCCUUCGUGUCGGAGAUCAUCGACCACCGGCCGGUGGUGAACGCGUCCUUCAACGACAUCCGCACCACCAUACAGACGGUGGGCUCGUGCUGCACCCUCGUCACGCACAGGAUACGAGACCUCACCAACCUGCUGGCCAAGGACGGAGACUUCUUCGGCGCCUACCCCGUGACCGCCGACUUGUUACACAGUGUGAUCUUGCUGGACACCGCGAACUUCUCCAAGGAAGUGAACAAAGCGACUCCCAGCGACGAGGACGCCGUGUUGUAUCUCGAGUGCCUCAUAAAGCCAGCGGACUACCAGAAGGAGAGGUCCUCGAAGGUGCUGCAGCUGUUAUCGGCUCGAGGCGACGUGUCCUCCCUCAGCUCCUCGCAGCUGCUGAGGAAGGAUCUCAAGAUCCUGGGAGACGUCCUUGUACCGAGCUUGCCGGUACUGGUCAAGGAUUUUCUUCAGCGGCCGGACUGCACGGCGUCCGUCGUUGAAGCGUUGAAGACGAACCACUGCGCCGUCGCUUUACUCCUCGGCAUGGACUUGACGAAGGAGCUGCAGAGAGACGGAGCUGUGAUCGGACUCACUGAAGACAAGGCGACUCAGCUGUUCAAGUACCUCGCGGGGUUUUCGUCGCUGGGCCUGGUCCGCGGGGGCAUGGCUGGUGGGGUUUACUUCACGCAGAGCGACCUGUCCGCCACCAGGAAGCAGUACAUGACCAUGCUGGCCAACUACAUAGGAAAUAAAUAACUAACACACUGAA